UAAACAGAUGCAGCCUGGGCAAGAAAGGCAAGUAAGACAUUCAUUGCCAGUCAUCACACCUGCCACAAUCCUCACCAAGUCUCUUCUUCCAAUUGGCAUGAUCGCACACCCAGCAGAAAAUGUAUCAGCUGUACAGAGACCACCAGAAACUUCCCAGCGAGAGCAGCGACACAUCCAGCUCUAUCCCAGGCAGCGGUGUUGAGACACAAAAGAAUAUCCUCUACUCAACUAGCAGUUUACCUCACAUCGUGGAUUCAUUGCAGGCUGGAUUUUUGGUCCCAGAAAAAGCUACCACCCGCAAGGCAACACGGACUCGGCCCGGCCGCAGCAGCAACCCAAGCAUCCCAGUCGACCUCAGCAUGAUUGAUGAAGUGUCAAGCAGCUCAGAUAGUGGUUCAGAGUCACCUGUGUGUGUGGAAUUGCCACCACAGCCCUUCAUUCAUGAGCACACCGUCAGCAGUGUCACUGCUCAGAUCUCCUGGACAGGACCAAGAAAUGGUGAGCUGAUUUCCUUCUAUGAGUUGCAACUGCAGGAGGCCAAGCUGGACGGUCAAGGCAAAAAUAUCCACUGGUUUUGCUCACAGACUGAAGAGCACCUGGAGAACCUGACUCCUGACACUAAGUACUUGAUCCGGGUGAGGGCUCUCAAUGUGGCAGGUGCUGGGAAGUGGAGUGAACCCUAUAAGUUUGGCACAAUGUCUCCAGUGCAAGGCAUGCCCCUGGAUCCAUCUCCUGUCACUGUCACCGUGCGAAGGAGCAGGAAGUCCCAGAAGAAAACCAUAUUUCUUCCAGCCCCUUAAGAGGACCCAGAACAUAGCAAUAAAGAAUGGCA
Molecule: messenger RNA, 832 nt
Organism: Sceloporus undulatus (fence lizard)
Lineage: Eukaryota; Metazoa; Chordata; Lepidosauria; Squamata; Phrynosomatidae
Gene: FNDC8
Product: fibronectin type III domain containing 8
Exons: 4
Coding region: 120-800 (226 amino acids)
Cellular component (GO): nucleus
Molecular function (GO): protein binding
Source: RefSeq, a predicted model, not a curated record